GGCGUCUCAGCUUAGACAGAGUAGAAAGAAAAUCCACGGGCUCUGGGUUUUUUGUUCUCUUCUCAGCAUACAUAGGCUGAAGCUCGACUGAUACCCAUGCAAAUCCCAACAGCCAUUUCCUCCAUUCUUCUAUAGCUGAAAAAGGUUCAUCUAUUUAUUUCUUCCGCGAAAUGCAGCUCAGUCUCUCUCUUAUUAAUUAUCAAUAAUUUGUUCUUUCCCUCAAUAAAUGAAUUUAUCUUUCUCGAUGGUUGCGAACGUCUAAGGUUGUUGAUUAAUUAGCGUCUUGUCUUUGUUCGAUGUAAAGCUUUGAUCUUUGCUCGUUGAAUUGGCUGGUGUGGUAAGUCUUUUUCGACAGAUUGGUUAAUUGAUUUUACAUAGAUUCGGUUUAGGGAGGGGAUUUGAGUGUGGAGAUAGGUAUGGGAUCCCAGGGCGGUGGUGGAGGGGGAGGAGGUGUGGGCGGUGGAACCCAUACACAGAAUCAAGACCCGAAAUCUAAUGGAUUGGCUAGGCAAGGAUCACUCUACACCCUCACUCUAGACGAGGUUCAGAAUCAGUUAGGGCAUUUGGGGAAACCCCUAACCAGCAUGAAUCUCGAUGAGCUUCUCAGGAGUGUAUACACUGCUGAGGCGACCAGUCAAAGAACCGAUUUUGGACAAGUGCAGCAUGCUUCCUGUCAAGAUCACUAUUCAGGGGAUCUUAGCAAGAAGACUGUUGAUGAGGUGUGGCAUGAUAUACAGCAAGGGGAGAAGAGGAGUAGUCUUGAUAGAAAAGCCACUCUGGGUGAGAUGACACUUGAGGACUUCUUGAUUAAGGCCGGGAUAGUAUCACCCGGAAUGAAAAACUCAGGACCAGUCCUAGCUGCCGAUUCAAUGGCACUACUACAACUCAAUGCUCAAUGGCCAAAUUAUCACAUCCAAAAUACUAUUCAGCAACAGCACAAUAUGCUGCCCGUUUUCAUGACAGGUCAGCAGAACCUGCCCGUUGUUCCGAAUCCAAUGAUGGAUACAAGUUAUUCUGAGCAGAUGACUAUUUCUCCUACUCUAAUGGGAGCAAUGUCUGACACACAAGGCUCUAGAAGAAAGAGAACUGCCCCAGAAACUGUGGUUGAGAAAAGCGUUGAAAGGAGGCAGAAAAGGAUGAUAAAGAAUAGGGAAUCCGCUGCCCGAUCGCGAGCAAGGAAGCAGGCUUACACACAGGAGCUAGAGAGCAAGGUUUCUCAUUUAGAAGAAGAGAAUGACAGACUCAAAAAGCAAAAGGAGAAAGAUAAGCUGUUGCCUUACGUCCGACCUCAGGAGCCGAAGUAUCAGUUGCGCAGAACAAGCUCGUCCCCUUUCUGACAACAUAAUUUGUGAAUGACAACUAUAUAUAGCUGCAUAUAAUUUCUUGUCACUCAAACUUUCAUAAAGUAGUGUUCGUACCGGUCUGGACAACCUGGUGUGAGAGAGAUGCCUUGAGAAUGUCAUCUGGAGCUCCUGUUGGUUUUUAACAUUACCCGGCCCUUGCCUCCCCUCCCUCACACCUAUUACUUUAUUAGUUUAUUUUCUUUGUAUGUAAAUUUCAUAGUUUAAAACUUGAAGCUAUGUUGUUAGAACAUAGUUGUUUUGUUCUCGCAAAAAGUGCUGUGUAGGACCAUAUUUCUCCUGUGUAUCAUCUCAUAAUUAAAGUUUUACUUACUUACCUUGGUAGUGCUAUCUUGCUACAUGUGCAAAGUUUUGGGAGCUAUUGUAACAAGAUUACCUUUAAAAAUGAAAAUAAAAAUAAAUUUUACAGUAGGAA
Messenger RNA from Cuscuta europaea, 1776 nucleotides. The record is from the annotation of a GenBank genome assembly. Lineage: Eukaryota; Viridiplantae; Streptophyta; Magnoliopsida; Solanales; Convolvulaceae.